Messenger RNA from Daphnia pulicaria, 1152 nucleotides. RefSeq lists its product as uncharacterized. The record is from RefSeq and is a predicted model, not a curated record. The transcript is spliced from 5 exons. NCBI's taxonomy places the organism in Eukaryota, Metazoa, Arthropoda, Branchiopoda, Diplostraca, Daphniidae. The coding region runs from base 61 to 1137 and encodes 358 amino acids. Gene Ontology annotation, molecular function: protein binding.
GAAUCCUUGUCGCUAAAUCAGUUGGGAAAACGGAACCUUCCGACUUGGGGCCAUCGCAAAAUGGCUCCACUAUCGACAGCGUUAUUCUAUAUACUAAUUUUGUCUUUUACCUGGUCGAGCUGCGCAGCUAAAUCCACGUUAGAAGAAGAAUUACAGCAACUGAAGGAAAGCUAUGUUUAUCUAAAGCAAAUUGUGGAUGUCCAAAACAUUCAAUUAAAGGAAAAAAUUGUUCAACUAGAAGCUAAAGAUGCUCAGUUAGAAGAACUUUUGAGACUAAAAGACCAGAAACAGAUUGUAAAGCAAGGAAUUAGAAAUACUCCUUCAAUCAACAGUCAAUCAACCCAAAGUAACGCUACUAUGAGACAAGGACUAGCAACAAAAAUGCCCACUUCCUGCUUGGAUCUUGAAAGUCUAGGACACCAAUUCAAUGGAGUUUAUUCGGUCAUGGGAGCUAAGUAUGUCGAAACAGUCUACUGCGACUUUUCACAAUUUAACUUUGAUCCCAGUUUUGAAACGCGAAUUGGAUUUGCUGAUAUCAAAUCUGCACCGAUUUACUUCUUUGUCAGGAGAAACAAGAACGAUGUUUUCCGUCAAGCAAAUACAACAAUUAUAUUCGACGAAGAACUGGUAAAUGUGGGUGGAGCUAUGAAUACAUCAACGGGGAAAUUCACGGCAACGACGACAGGGACUUACUUUUUCAACCUGAACGGAUUGGCGUGGUUUCCGGAAUCUUCUUAUAGACUAGUCCUCUACAUUGCGCUGAAGUUAAAUGGCAAGGACAUCACAUAUUGUCACGCUAAUGCGUUCGACCUAAAAGGCUCAUGGAAAACCUUUUCUCUGCCAUCAACGCUAAGGUUGAAAAAAGGCGACCAAAUUUGGUUUGAAAUUAAUCAACUCUCCACCGGUGUCUAUCUAAAUGGCGUCGUCGUCUCCAAUUACCAGCCGGAUGGAAAUUACAAUCAGUUUCAUAUGUUCAGCAGUUCCAACUACUUUCCAAAUUACGACGCGCUCCCGCCAACUGGAAAAGCUCGAUCCCGCGUUUCUCCUGACAUCAAUCAAGUUACUAUGCUGGCUCUGGGGUAUUUUAUUGCAUGCCUAAAGGAGUUAAAAGGUAAAAUUAACGAUUUCAUCGGAUAAAUUUUAGAUGGCAAA